Molecule: messenger RNA, 1323 nt
Organism: Microthlaspi erraticum
Lineage: Eukaryota; Viridiplantae; Streptophyta; Magnoliopsida; Brassicales; Brassicaceae
Source: the annotation of a GenBank genome assembly
AUGGACGCUGAUACUAGUACGCCUCCGUAUCACCGAUCGAACGCUAAAUCAGCCUCGCGUCUCCAUCGUGUUAACAAUUCUCAGCAAAAUACCUCUCUUGAUUUGGUUCUACACUCUCCCAAAAGCAACGAUACACAUACACCCGACUCCAUCAGAUCAACAUCUUCUCCUGUCCUCCUCUUAUCUCCUUCCCCACUCCGCAAAUCCAAGACCCGUUUAGCAGAUCGACUCGAAAUGGCCUCCGAGGAUGCGGCGGAUCCGACUGCUCCUCCUGUGCGCAAGCGGGGAAAAGCGAGGGGAGGUCAAAAGGGUCUUUUGGCUUCUCCUCGGAAUCCCCGGAGAUCGAGGCGGAGGUCGGAAGCUGUGGAAGAGAAAGAAGCUACUGCAGUUGUCGACGAAACCGCAAAGCCCAGAAAAAGGAGGACGAAUGGUCGCCCUAACAAGGAAAAGCAAAAUUCGGCUCCUUUGUCAACUUCUCCGUGCUCGUCGUCUUCAGAUCUUCCAUAUGCAUGUCAAAGCGAUUUGAACCGAAUUGGAGAGAUUAUCAGUGAUUUAGUAAUGUGGAGAGAUGUUGCGAAAUCGACCCUGUGGUUCGGUUUUGGAUGUCUCUGUUUCCUAUCUUCUUGCUUUGCCAAAGGAUUCAACUUUAGCGUUUUCUCGGCAGUUUCCAAUCUCGGGCUUGUGUUACUCUGCGGCUCCUUCUUGUCAAACACUCUUUCUCAAAGGAAAAACCAAGACACCAAGAGAGAGUUCCAUGUGAGUGAAGAUGAUGUCUUGCGCUUAGCCACACGAUUCCUUCCCGCUACCAACUUUGCCAUUUCAAAGACUAGUGAGCUUUUUUCUGGAGAGCCAUCAAUGACACUCAAAGUGACACCAUUUCUGCUAAUCGGCGCUGAGUAUGGCCAUCUCAUAACGCUGUGGAGGCUAUCCGCAUUUGGUUUCUUCCUCAGCUUCACCAUCCCAAAGCUGUACUCCUGCUACACCCAUCAGAUUAGCCAAAAAGUUGAAAGAAUGAAAACGAGAAUAGGAGAAGCAUGGGGAAUGUGCUCACACAAGAAGCUCUUGGCAGGCUCUGCGGUGACAGCGUUUUGGAACUUGACAAGCAUUAGAACCCGACUUUUUGCAGUUUUUAUCAUCCUAGUGUUAUUUCGGUACAGGAGACAGAAUCUACAGCUAAAUCCUGAUCAAGUCGAGCCUAUUGAGAGUGAAAAGCAAGAAAUAGAAGAAGAAGAAACACUCCCACAAGAAGAACAGACACAGCCACAAGAAGAGCAAGCGUUAGUGAUGGUGGUUGCAGAAACUGAAGGAUCAAAGAAACUCUAG